Striga hermonthica is the source of this 888-nucleotide messenger RNA. The record is from the annotation of a GenBank genome assembly. Lineage: Eukaryota; Viridiplantae; Streptophyta; Magnoliopsida; Lamiales; Orobanchaceae.
AUGAACAAGAUGGAAAAUAUUGGCGCUAACGAGAGAUGGGCAGUCCCAAAUUCUUCAGUCGAAACAGACGACGAAGACGACGACACGCUGUCGUUGAGCGCUCUCCCACUCAUCCCCAAAUAUGACCAAAAACAAGAAAAAUUCAAUCCUCAAAUGGAUACUCAAAUCCACGACGACUUUGAUUUCUGCUCUCUCUCAAAAGAAUCCGAAAAAAUGCGCACCGCCGAUGAGAUCUUUUUCCGGGGCCAAAUUCUGCCUCUGCGCUACUGCACGACCCGACCCAUUACCCGAUCCGAAUCCAUGGACCGGCUCCACUCUGGUUCGGGAGGGCCGAUCUCCAGCCGGAGCAGCAGCAGCGGCAGCCGCCAGUCAUCCACCAGCAGCGGCAGCGGCAGCGGCAGGGGCAGCUCCGCCCGUCCCAAAUUACCGCAGCCACAAAACCGAUUCCACUCCCACCCGAGCCCAUCUCCGAGAUCCCAUUUCCUCGUCACCACAAAUCGCCGGAACAGCUCCGCCAAGGCCUCGCCGGCGUGGAGCAUUUUCCGGCUGGGGAUGCUGGCGCCGCCGCCGCCGGAGAUCGCGUUUCAGGGCCUCAAGCCACGGGACAGGAGAAUCGGGAGCCGCAACAGCACCGAGAGCUGCAGGAGCGCCGCCGGCAGCCUCAGCAGCUUGAGCAGGUUGAGGAAGAAUCUGAGUUCGAUAGGCGGGUGCAAGUGCUCCGGUGAUGCGGUUGAUACAGUUAGAAGCAGAGUCGUGGUUAUAACGAGGAGCUCCAGCGAGGGCGAGUGUGUGGAGGUGAAAAAGCGGGCGGCGGCAAAAAAGCGGCUGUCAUAUCAUCGGACGUCCGAGUGGCUGAAGCAACUCUCGCUCGAGGAAGAUGAAGCUUGA